AUGGAGACCGUCAACACUUCCGAACGCCUGGCCAAACUGAGACAGUUGAUGCAGGAGCACCAGGUCGAUGUAUACAAAUUUAUCUCCGGCUUCUCCGGGUCCGCGGGUACUGCUAUUGUCUCUCGGACCAAGGCUGCCCUGUCAACCGACGGUCGUUACUUCAAUCAGGCCGCGAAACAGCUGGAUAGCAACUGGGAACUCCUGAAACGGGGCGUAGAAGGUGUUCCGACGUGGCAGGAAUGGACCACUGAGCAAGCUGAGGGCGGUAAGGUCGUCGGCGUUGACCCGGCUUUAUUCACUCCGUCCGGUGCUCGCAGCCUGACCGAGACCCUCAAGAAGAACGGCUCGUCGUUGGUGGGCGUUCAGCAGAACCUGGUUGAUCUAGUUUGGGGCAAGGACCGACCUGCGGCCCCAAGGGAGCUAGUCAAGGUCCACCCGGAGAAGUAUGCGGGAAAGAGCUUCCAGGAGAAGAUCGGUGAUCUGCGCAAGGAGCUAGAGACCAAGAAAUAUGCCGGUUUUGUUAUUUCCAUGCUGGAUGAAAUUGCCUGGCUGUUCAACCUGCGUGGCACCGACAUUCCCUACAACCCCGUCUUCUUCUCAUACGCCAUUGUCACGCCCACAUCGGUCGAUCUUUACGUCGAUGAGGAUAAAUUGACCCCCGAGGUCAAAGCUCAUCUCGGUCAAGAUGUCGCCAUCAAACCAUACGACUCCAUUUUCGCUGAUGUCAAGGCUAUCAGCGAGGCGCGCAAGCAAGAAUCGCAGCCAGCGAAAUUCCUUCUUUCCAACAAAGCUUCUUGGGCCCUGAGUCUCAGUCUGGGAGGCGAGGACCACGUGGAGGAGGCCCGUAGCCCAAUUGGCGAUGCUAAGGCUAUCAAAAACGACGUUGAACUCGCGGGUAUGCGAGCGUGUCAUAUCCGGGAUGGUGCCGCGCUGACCGAGUAUUUUGCCUGGCUCGAGAACGAACUGGUCAACAAGAAGACCACUCUUGACGAGGUGGAUGCCGCCGACAAGUUGGAGCAGAUCCGAUCCAAGCAUGAUCUUUUCGCGGGCCUUUCCUUCGACACCAUCUCGUCCACGGGCCCUAACGGCGCUGUCAUCCAUUACAAGCCCGAGAAGGGAAGCUGCGCCAUUAUUGAUCCUAAGGCCAUUUAUCUCUGUGACUCGGGUGCUCAGUAUUUCGACGGCACGACAGACGUGACGAGAACAUUCCAUUUCGGACAGCCUUCCGAGGUCGAGAAGAAAGCUUUCACCUUGGUCUUGAAGGGUGUUAUCGCACUUGAUUCCGCCGUCUUCCCUAAAGGCACCAGUGGGUUUGCGUUAGAUGUUCUGGCGAGACAGCACCUGUGGAAAGAGGGACUGGAUUACUUGCACGGAACCGGUCACGGAAUUGGCUCCUACUUGAAUGUGCACGAGGGCCCCAUGGGUAUCGGCAGUCGCGUCCAGUAUACGGAAGUUCCUAUUGCCCCCGGCAAUGUCAUCUCGGACGAACCCGGAUUUUACGAGGACGGCAAGUUUGGUAUCCGUAUCGAGAAUGUCAUCAUGGCUCGUGAAGUCCAAACGACGCAUAACUUCGGCGAUCGCCCGUGGCUGGGCUUCGAACAUGUCACCAUGACUCCCAUCGGUCGCAACCUGAUCGAACCCUCUCUUUUGAGCGACUCGGAGAUCAAAUGGGUCAAUGACUACCAUGCUGAGAUCUGGGAUAAGACGCAUCACUUCUUUGAGAAUGAUGACUACACCCGCAAGUGGCUCGAGCGCGAGACGAAGCCCAUUUCGAAAUAA
Aspergillus affinis is the source of this 1779-nucleotide messenger RNA. It is a transcript of the gene ampp, whose product is annotated as aminopeptidase P. The coding region runs from base 1 to 1779 and encodes 592 amino acids. Gene Ontology annotation, molecular function: metalloaminopeptidase activity. The transcript has 9 exons. Lineage: Eukaryota; Fungi; Ascomycota; Eurotiomycetes; Eurotiales; Aspergillaceae. The record is from RefSeq and is a predicted model, not a curated record.